Molecule: messenger RNA, 1456 nt
Organism: Drosophila rhopaloa
Lineage: Eukaryota; Metazoa; Arthropoda; Insecta; Diptera; Drosophilidae
Exons: 2
Coding region: 4-1227 (407 amino acids)
Source: RefSeq, a predicted model, not a curated record
CUGAUGGAGACCACAAUGCAGUUCUCCCAAUCAGUAGGCAAACGAUCGUCCGCCGAGAUGCACCUGUUGCUCCUCAUCUGUGUUCCACUGGUUUUGGGCGAGGUUCUGCCCCUGGAACCCGAUUUGGAAAACAUUCAGUUGACAAUCCGUCGGAGCGCCAAUCGCGGAGACAAGCUUCAGGUGUUCCAGAGCAUCUGGGGCGCCAUCCGCUCCGAUUUCGCCACCGAUACGGACAAGGUGAAGGGCCUGUACAGCCAUCUGGGCACUUUCAUUCGUGAUGAGAUGCAGUGCACCAGUGGGGCCUCGGGUCGAUCUGCCUGCGAACUGCAGCAGGAGGUGCGGCGCCACCUGAGGACCCUCAUGUCUCAGCGCCUGGCCAAUCUCCUGAACGCCGAGGAGAGCAUCCAGACGUAUGGCAUGUACAUAGCGGCCAGUGUGGAGCCAGCCAUGGUUCGGGAUGUACUGGUGAACGCCAUCGAGGAUGUGUACUUCUAUCGGCCCUCAGAUAAGCUGGUCCAGCAACUGGAGCAACUGUUUGCAGAUCGCGAUGAAGUGAGCUUUAGGAUGAUGAUCGAGGCGCAGCUGACGCUGUUCUGGCGAUAUCAGGCCAUGCAGGACAGUAGCGAAUCGUUCCUUUUCAACAUGGCCCAUAUGGUCAGCAAGAUAAGGACCCAUCACAUGUACGCCAGCGUGGAUGCAGGUCUUCAAAAGCGAGUGGAGGCGCUUGGGAAGAGUCUGCCACCUGUUCUGGGUCUACUCUUCAAUCCGCAGGGCUUCUGCUUGCUCAGUCGAUCUGAUCGGGAAUACAUAUACACCACCAUAACGGAUGAAUGGAACUACGGGCUGAACGGCAGACAGGUCUUUGCCUGGCACGAGCAGAACUAUACCGACUCCGCGGGUCUGAUACGCGCCUUUGUCCAGGAGCAGCACUCCACUCCGAUAUUCACACUGCGCAGCGAGCUAUUCAAAUGGUACUUCUUCGUGGAUCCCACCGAGGGAAACCGAUUGGGGGCCCUGCGAUCGGGUAGUCCUAGUUCAUCGUCCAGUUUCUGGUCCAUCGCCUACGUGGAGGACGCCCUCAUCUUCCGGCAGCGCGAUCUCACGCUGUGUGCCGCCGAAAAGCACGACAACGACCGCCGGCUGGUGAAGAUGCUACCUGGACAGAUGCACACGCCUCCAUCCGAGGCUUGUCAGUGGUUGCCGAUCGAUUGUGCUUCUCCGAAAUGAGCGGGAUGGAUAUACUUUUUCAAUAUGGAUUAUGUGUUUUUUAUCUUAAGUGUAUUUUUCUUACCUCUUUUCUUUUAAACAAAAAUCAAAUGGACCAUUUAACAUUUAAAAUUUCGAUUUAUUCCUAACCAGUCACAAGAAAUGUUACAAAUAAGUACAGUGCGUUUCAGUCUAAUCGGAAAUAUUAAGAAACAAAAAUAAUAAAACAAAUGAACAUAAACUAAAUGAA